Phycomyces blakesleeanus NRRL 1555(-) is the source of this 1221-nucleotide messenger RNA. RefSeq names its product Homeodomain-like DNA binding domain-containing transcription factor. The transcript has 3 exons. The coding region runs from base 1 to 1221 and encodes 406 amino acids. Lineage: Eukaryota; Fungi; Mucoromycota; Mucoromycetes; Mucorales; Phycomycetaceae. The record is from RefSeq and is a predicted model, not a curated record.
AUGGACAUGGUUCUCUCAGAUUCAAUAACAAUAGAAGAGGAAAAUAAUGAUAGACACUUUUAUAGCAUAGCACAACACAAAACUACUAAGGUUUUGGAGCCUCUUUUCAGACCCAGAAGCAGAAACUCGAGACACAUUCUACCAAAACUAGUCACAGAUAGAACUAUACUUAUGUCUACCAUAGAAGUUGAUCUUCAAAGUAUUGCAACAAAUCCAGAAACAGAAGAUGAAGAAAGCGAUUCUAGUGGCCUCAAAUUGGUCUACCCAAUUUUGGUGGCCAAUGCUUUUACAGAUGAGUAUUACUUCACCAAUAUACAUUCCAAUAAACUGAGCAUGACCUCUAAUGGCAUGGAUAUUAUUUGCAAAAAACAAGAGAUAGAUGUAUUAGACAAUGAUAAUAUUAAUUUUCUUUCUCAAUCCAUCAGAAAACUAGUAGGAGUUACAUUGAUUGCAUGGGAGUCAAAAGAGGCUCAGACCAAGUUCUUAAAGUUAGAAACUAUUUGCACUUCAGAGAUCUGCACAGUUUUGAUCUUGAAUUGGUUUGUGAAAAGAACAGCUAUGGCUAGAAAGAAGUUAGAAAUAGAUCACACUCUUUUCUUGGAAUAUAUUGUCUUAGAUAAACGGACUCUUAUAAAUUCAACAACAGCAGCCAACUGGAUGAUUAACAUCUUAAAAGAAGCUGGAAUCAAUACCAGGGAAAAUACAACAUACUCCACAAGAUCAGCUGCAAAUACUAAUGCAAUACUGCAAGAAAUACUAGUAGAAGAGAUUAAAUUUCAUGUCAAUUGGAAUUUGUCAAGUGAUAUAUUUGAGCAAUAUUACUUUAAGCCAAAUAAACAACAUUCUAUAGGAGCACAGAUUACAGAAGUUAUAUUUGUAUCUAAGCAGUUGAAAGUCUGGGCCAAACAGCAGUUUGACUUGCCCAAGCUCCCAUCUCAGGCAGCCAUAUCAAAGAUUUUGCAGAAAGAAGAGAAGAUCUUAGAAAGAGCUAAAAAGAAGUUGAAGAAGAUGUCUAUCAGCUUAUUUUGGAUAUGGAAAAAAAAAGCAGUUCCAAUCAAUGUCCACUCGAUCAAAAACUAUGCCAAGGUAAUUGCAGUAAGCAAAUACAACAUCACACAGGAAGACAUGUUGAGCUUUUCAGAUGGGUGGAUUGCGAAGUUGAAGAAGAGACUCAGAGUAAAAAAGUGGAAAGAUGCAUGGCAAAAGUUCUUUUGCUCCUAA